AACAAAUCAAGAUGUCUGGCCCCGCCACCUCCACAAUAACAUCGUCUUCAUCAAUGAAUACCGCCGCAACAGACCCCCACCACCAACUCGAACUCUUACGUGCCCAACUCGCCCAACUCGCGCAGGACAAGCUCGACAUGCAGACGCGGUACCAGCGCCGCAUUGACUUUCUCGAACGCCAAGUGGAAACACUCCGCGCCCCCCGGUCGUUUAUCAAUCGUCGGCGGUCGAGUUCCAUGAGCAGUUCCGACGAUUGCGGAUCGGGCGACUGGACAUUCCACGCGACUCCCAUGUCGAGUCGACAUGCAUGCUCCAUGGUGGACGAGCAGGGAGACACUGCCGUGGCAGGGCCACUCAAGCGCAACUGGAAAGACAUGCUGAAGCACCUUCUGGGCAACAAACGAUCGAGAGAUGCAGAUCGCAGUAGCAUAGAGCGGCCGUCCCUGUGGAAAGCCCAAACGACCACGAACGGCAAGAUCGUGUUUAUUAAUCCAGACGCAAAGCCAGCCAAGAAGCGACGCGGCGUGUCUGGCGAGUCUUCGUGGAUCUAAUGUCCACACACGACCUCUCGAUGUGUAGUUACGAGUUGGUGUACAGAGUAGUCGCGUUGUAGGUUUGGUUAUAAUGUCACGUUCCCAGGAAUAGUACA
This is a messenger RNA of Aphanomyces astaci, 649 nucleotides long. RefSeq lists its product as hypothetical. Lineage: Eukaryota; Oomycota; Saprolegniomycetes; Saprolegniales; Verrucalvaceae. The coding region runs from base 12 to 551 and encodes 179 amino acids. The transcript has a single exon. The record is from RefSeq and is a predicted model, not a curated record.